Molecule: messenger RNA, 1156 nt
Organism: Blepharisma stoltei
Lineage: Eukaryota; Ciliophora; Heterotrichea; Heterotrichida; Blepharismidae
Source: the annotation of a GenBank genome assembly
AUGUCUAGGAAGAUCAAUUCAAAACAUAACCAUUCGAAGCACAAAAAUAUUUCUGCAUUUCCAAAGCUACCAAAGCAUUUUGCUGAGCAAGUAAUCGACCUUGAGUCUGACCUCGACACAAAUUGUACCGCCCUUGGUGCAUCAAAAUUAGUCGAGCUCUACUCAGUGAUUUUUAUUUAGGCUGCUGUAGAAUAUUAUGGUUCAAUAAAAGACACCCGAUAUUUGCAUUAUAAAGAACGCAUCCAGCAAUUGCUGGCCAGAGAUGAUGUAAUCAAUGUUUUGAACCAUAAUCAGCCCACAAAGUUGGAGCGCAGCAGAAGUGAAGAUCAGCUUCCUAGCAACGAAUUUGAGCUAGAAGAACUGAAAAUUCCGAAAUCUGACCAAAUAAACUUACAUUUUACUUCACCUUUAGCAAUUAAAAAAGAUGCAGAAGAUAUAAUAAAUCAACAUCUCAAUACAAGUAUAACGUAGACAUAUUUUUGGAUCUCUCUGGAGCAAUACUUAACAGAGGUAAAUAGUGAUCUGAAAAAUCAGACUCAAAAUGACAAACAAUAUUUUAUGGCAAGUUUAUGUUGGCUUGGAAAACAGAACCUAUAGAUAAAAUUUGCUAAAUUUUAUCUGUACUUAUCAGAAGAACGGCAGUUGUGAUCGCCAUUUUGACUUAUAGGUUUUUACUUUACCUCUUAAGGUAUUACUCCUCAGCAAUCUAAAUGAGUUCUCGAGCUAUACCUCUACAAGUGAAAAAAUAUGUGAAAACCUUAGGAGCCAAGAAGGAAAACAUCUAGAGAGAAGAUUAAAGCAGAGGAGGGCCAAUAGUCCUCAAAUUUUGCAUAAAUCAAAUUUAGCACCUGUAGAAGCUGUUAUGAAAAUCACUGCAGAGCAAAAGCUUGAAAGAUAUCAGGAUGAGAUUGAAAAAGUAAUGGAAAAAUAUAUUGAGGAAAAAAUUACAAGAAUUCAAGGAAUUAAGAGCAAGUAUAAAGAGCAAAUAAAUGAAUUAGCUGCAGGAAUGAAUAAUGGUAAAUGACAUAUAGAAACUAUGGAACUUCUUAGGAAUCAGAUGGAGCAGGAUAUGGAAAGUGAGAUUAAUCUUGUGACAGAACAAUUGGAUAUUGAAAGGAAGAAAGAAAUUUCACAAAUCAAGAAAAAAUUCAAAUAA